Anolis sagrei ordinatus is the source of this 3507-nucleotide messenger RNA. RefSeq names its product dCMP deaminase (gene DCTD). Gene Ontology annotation, biological process: pyrimidine nucleotide metabolic process. The record is from RefSeq and is a predicted model, not a curated record. Gene Ontology annotation, molecular function: dCMP deaminase activity; zinc ion binding. NCBI's taxonomy places the organism in Eukaryota, Metazoa, Chordata, Lepidosauria, Squamata, Anolidae.
GUGUUCUAACCGCGCUGGAGUGGCUCGCGAGGGAAGGCGGAAAGGAUGCUUGAGGGUUUUCCCGCUGGUUGAAGGCCAGCCCCGCCUCCAUUUCCUCCUCUUCUUCUUGGAGUUCCGGCAAUUUUGGCGCCAAAUUGCAAACCCUCGCCUCAGACUGCAAGGAAAUGAAUGGCGGUGGCGCCUCAGAGGACAGCAAUCCCAAUGGGUAUAGCUGUGAGAUGACCUGUAAAAAACGUGAUGAUUAUUUGGAAUGGCCUGAAUAUUUUAUGGCUGUAGCUUUCCUCUCAGCUCAAAGAAGCAAGGAUCCACACUCUCAGGUUGGUGCUUGCAUUGUGAAUUCAGAAAACAAGAUUGUUGGGAUUGGUUACAAUGGCAUGCCUAACGGAUGCAGCGAUGACUCGCUCCCUUGGACAAGAACAGCCGAGAGUAAACUUGACACUAAAUAUCCCUAUGUAUGUCAUGCUGAACUGAAUGCCAUAAUGAACAAGAACUCAGCUGAUGUGAAAGGCUGCAGCAUGUAUGUUGCCUUGUUUCCUUGUAAUGAAUGUGCAAAGCUCAUCAUCCAGGCAGGUAUCAAAGAAGUUAUCUUUAUGUCUGACAAAUAUCAUGAUACUCCAGAGAUGACAGCUUCACGCCGCUUGUUUGAUUUAGCUAGAAUUACAUAUAGGAAAUUCAAACCAAAGUGCAAUAAGAUAGUCAUUGAUUUUGAUUCAAUUAACAGCAGACCAAGUCAAAAGCUUCUGACAGCUCAGACAACUUCAUUAACAUUCUAGUAUUGUUUAGUAGAUCUACAUAAAGCCUAGACUGUUUAAGACGUUGCAUUUCAAGCAGAAGGGUUAGUCAUCUAUAGAACAGACAAAAUAUUGUGUUGUGCGAAAUCCAACCUUGUAUAUUACACCUUGAUACUUUACCAGAUGUUCAUCCCUGUAAUUGCUUCUCCUGUUACAGUCUGGUACAUGAGCAUGUGUUCAAUUAUAUUUGAAAAAAAAUGUUUUGUAUUGAAUGUACUGUUAUAAUAGCUGUAAUUCCUUUCCCCCAAGAUAUCUUCCAUUUAGUAGAGGAUAAGUAAAUAAAUCAUUAGGCUUUCACCUUUGGGACCCUAUUUGAAGCUGAUUUUAAUUUCUAAGAGGAAACUCAUUCAUUGGCCUAAAUCUGUGCUAGACAAUCCAGCAUAUUACAGUGCUGGAACCAGCCUCUAAGGUAACAUAAUCACUUCUUUUUCUUUAAGGGAAAUUGGGGAGUUUCAGUCUGUGCUGAGGUUGUUCAUGCCAAAUGUCAUAAUUAGGGUUUUAGCUUGCUUUUAGUUAUUAAAAACUGGACCUGUGCCAUACAUUUCAGAAACUGUUCAAUUUGAAUUUGGGGGAAAAGUUAAAUAUUAUUAUAUACCUUAUUGUGUGUGUUCAGAAAAUAUUUCUCAUCCCAAAGAUGUUUGUGUUUAUUUUAAAUAUUGUGGUGCUUUUGUGAGAUUUUAUUUUCUAUGUUGAAAUUAUUUUGUAUAUUAGGACAUGUAAUUUGGCUUCCUACCAGCACUCUGAAGUCUUAUUAAAAUCCAACUUGGUUGAAGUUGACUCAUUAUUAUUAUUAUAUUACAUUGUGUAGUUGGCUCUAAAGGGCUGUCUUUUCUAUAAUUAUAUGGAAAGUCUUGUAUUUGUAAUACAAUUACAGAACAUAUAAUGAUAAAAAAUUCCCUUGCUUUUAAAGGCACAUCAUGUUAUAGUGACUGUCACAUAUGAUCUUUUAUAUGAUCUUUUUAUGCUCCAUCCCCAAGUAACUUCCCCAGCCACUUUUUCCUGCUAUAAUCAUAUCAAAACCUAUCAUUUUGGUCCCUAAACCUCCUCAUGAAGUCGACUUAUGUGUAUUUGUACUUGUGAAAACCCAAUAUCGAAGUAGUUUCAGAAAAGCAAUCUGUGUGACUUAAAAUAAACCAUGAUGAGAUGGUAAAAUGCAAAUAUGCUAUCAGUGAUCUCUCUAUUUAAGCUUCAAAUAAUGUAAUACUGUAAACAUCUGAGUUCCACCAGUUUAUUGUGCAAGUUGGAGUAAAUCAGUAUGGAACUUUCAUUAUCUUAAAAAAUAAUGUCUAUAGAUGGUUAUCUUGUUAGGGUAAGCUAUUCUUGUUUCACUUACUAAGUCAAGAUUAUCUAUCUAUACACAUAAUAAAAGUUAAAAAUGUUUGUAUAAGCUAGUAUGGGAAUAAAACAUAAUGUGAUUGUUUCAUCCGUCUGCAGUUAUGUGCAGUCAAGUCAGUUUUGAAUUCAUACAAUCCUAUGAAUGAAAAAUCUCUAAGAAACAUCUUUAUUAACAGCACUGUUCAGGUCUUGCAAACUCAAGGCCACAGCUUCCUUAAAUCAAGUAAGUUGACUAUACUGUAGUUUUUCUGCUGCCUUUAAUCUUCGCAUUUUAUGUGCAAACCCACUUUUGCAUCAAAUACUUUGGAUAAUAGCUCUGUUAAUAAAUAGGAGUUUUUAGAAGCACAAUAAUGGAUUGUCUCUGGCUUUCUGAGAAUUACAUUGUCUGUUCAGACCCACAGGCAGCGACUACUGCAUCAAGUACUAGUAGAAACUUUAAUAAAGAAUAUGGUUAAUCAAAACUUGUAGGAAUUAAAUGUCUGACUGCAGCAGCUUUUCCUUAAUGUUGCAUAUCUGGAAGAUAUCUGAAAUUGUGCUGUCCAGACACAGGUUUAACACUUCCCUGUUCUUGUUAAUAUGAGUGUGGUUUAAAUUGGUUGUCUGUGGACUGAAAUAUUUCAGACAGAGAGAGUCAUGCUAUAAGGCAUUACUUGAUAAUUGAGGUAUAAUGACACUAAAUCUAAGGGGAGUGUUGCUGGCUGUCAUGACUAAUAAGUAACAUGAAGGGCCAAACUACUGAGCAGAAUUGCUGUGUUUAAAGGAGAGACAUAUGAAGAAAUAAGAAAUUGAAUUGCAUUCUGUCACUUCUGGUUUAUCUUCAAAAAAGAUAUAAAUGGAGUGGUUGAUCAUCUGAAUCCUUAUAGGACUAAGGCAAUAUAUUUGUUGCCAUUUUAUUCCUCCCCUGUCAAAUGUGAAUAAUCAAAACCAGAAGAUUAGACAGAUGUUAGCAGGACUUGUAUGUCUAAAGAGUAGAGCAUGUACAAAACCAGAACUGAUUCAAGUGCUUCAUGCCUCUUUUGUCAGUGCCUUGUUAAUGUCUAUUGUGUUUGUUUUUUGUAAGUAUCAGGGUCACCCCAUAACCAAAAGAAAUAAUACAGUUGACCCCACAUUCACGGGUCUGAGAUGGAAAAAAUUGGGAAUUUACUGUAGUUGUGUGUGUUACAUAUAACAAAGCAAACAGCACCUCCAGAAUAACUUACUCAGCAUUCAUGAAGAGUAAAACAGAAAAAUGGAAAGAUGGCCUGCCCUGCCAGCUAUCCUGCCUUGUUGAAAAAAAGCAUUGCAAUAAGUUUUGCUCUUGUUUAUGUAUGCAAAGCCUACCUGACGUGCUUCAUUUCACAUGUGCACAUUGUUCGUUUUGAAUAAAAGUGUAUUAAAACAU